Alligator mississippiensis (American alligator) is the source of this 2568-nucleotide messenger RNA. RefSeq names its product proline rich 29 (gene PRR29). NCBI's taxonomy places the organism in Eukaryota, Metazoa, Chordata, Crocodylia, Alligatoridae. Bases 173 to 760 code for a protein of 195 amino acids. The record is from RefSeq and is a predicted model, not a curated record. The transcript has 6 exons.
CCUGCUGAAGUGAUUUCCCCUGGCUGCAGUGGUUCUGGGGCAGGUUUGUUUAGGCACGGCACCUAUAGCAACUAGCCGUGGUGUUGGGCCACUGAUUUGCUAUGCUCUAGGGAACUGCCAACACCCAGUCCCUUGCUGAGAGCUCACUCCACAGCAGAGCUGAGCCUGAAGCAUGAAUUCAGGAGCAGCUGAAGAUUCCAGCGGGACCUGGGGUGAGAUUCCACCAGGGCUCCAGAUCAUCCAACAACCAGUGCCCCAACAACCCAUGAUAAUAUUUCAGCAGAUCCCUGGGAUCAUGUCUCCUCUUGCUCAGCCUAUAAGGUCUGGACACGUCCGGGAAGAUUUAAUAGAAUUAAUGAUGAUUCAAAAUGCCCAGAUGCACCAAGUCAUAAUGAACAACCUGACCAUGUCAGCGCUGACAUCUUUUGGACUCAGCCCAGCUCCACCCACUGCCCAGAUGAACCUGCUCCUUUUGCAGAUCGAGGAGGAUGAAGCAGACCUGGUAUUCUACCACCACUAUCCUCCCUACCCUAGCAUCAGUCCCAUUCCACCAUGGCAGCUUCCAGCCCAGCCCCCGGCCCAGCCACAGAAACAUCCUUCUGUAUGGCACCUCAGCCUGGACCAACACCCUGCCUCAGUGGGAAGAAAUCGCAAUGAGUUAGUGGUCCCUCCGCCUCCGCCACCCAGUGCCACUGGGACAGUGGGAGCUGAUAUCCCGCCUGCCUCAGAGUAUUAUGACUUUGCUGAGGGGAAGUUGUGAGCCUCUGAGACAUCCACCCAUCGCCGGCACUUCCAGUUUUGCCUAUCCCUUUGGACUUCAACCAGAUGCAACUGAUAGUGCAUCUGAGGCCUGAUGGAGCUCCUGAGAUUGGCCCUGGUGGACUGCUAUUACCCUCACUAACUGAAUUAAGUCUUGUGACACAUGGUCUCCUGUCAUUAACCUUGUCCUGAUGGAGAGGACCAGACAGUCUGUCUGGAAUUUCUAUCAGCUGAACAAUUUACAAAAAGGAUGACACUUCAUCAUCCAGUCGCUUCCAAGGUGUGGCCAUUUCUUUACACAACAACAGCUCUGAUCCCAGGCCUGAUACCAUUAGCUGCAAGUACAUGGGAAAAUGUCCUUCCCCUUAUGGAAUAGACUUGCUUGUUUGCCCUGGUGAUGGGUCAAUCAGAUCUCUAGUUCCUGGCUGUGGUGGUGGAGGACAGCAGGGUGUUUUCCAGCCCCAAGGGACAAUGCAGGUGUCCUGGACUGGAUCUCACAGUAAAAUCAGAGAUAUGAUAUCCAGGUGUCAGCUAUUUUUGGGUGCUGUUUGACUGUAUGUCCGUGGCCUUGCUGGCAUGGCUCUGGGGUAGGAAGGAAUGAGCUGGGUGGGCUAGACCUGGGUAUCCCCAUGUCCUCUGCAGGCCUCUCCAUGUAUUGCAUGCAGGUGAGCUGGACAAUAAAUGCCAGCCACAGAGGAAAGGACUAGGGUAAUAUCUGGCCAUGAGAAGGUCAACAGAAGGCAACACAAGGCCCAGAGUGUGGUAUCCUGAGGCUUGUAAUGUGGAAACAAUUCUUUAAUAUAUCCAGAAACAUAUCUACAGCUAUUUACAGUAGAGAGGUAAGAUUAUUACUGCUGUCCUUGCAAAUGUCUUGUGGCUGGCCUGCUUCUGUUCUGCCAUUCAGAAGCUCCCGAUGACCUCACCCAGGGUCUUAUGGGAUACCACACUCCUGGACAUUCUGUAUAUCCAGGAGGACUUACCUUAUGUCAUAUCUUCCCCUCUUACGAGAGCCUAACUAGAUUAAUAAUAUUACAACAAUAACUAUCACAAACGCAAACAAAUAUCCCUCAACCAGCCUUCUGGCUGUUUCAGCACUCUUCCAUCUCUGCUGUAUUGCAGCCCCGCAUUGUCUCUGAUCUUGUCUACAAUUGAACAUUUAGUCUCCUGGUCACAUUCUGGGUCAACUUGUAAAUUUGUUUCAGCUGGUGUCUUGUUGCUCUUUCACUCAUAUCAUUCUCGUUGUUAGGUAUUUUGAGAGGAUAUCUUUGAUUCCUUUAAGAUUUGCCCUUCAUCCAUGAUGACCAAGUAUGAGUGAUUGACUCUUCUUUAAUUACUGUAGCUUUAACUGGCUAGUGUCCAUCUUGCCAGAUUCGUACCGGAGCUUUGUUUUUCUUUAACUCUGGAAGUGGCUUUGCUUUUAUACUGUAAUUAUGCUUCUCUUUGUACUUUUCCAGUCUUUUCUGUACUAUCAACAGAUUCCUCUGUCACCAUUAACAUCUGGCUCAAGUUAUAGAGAAGUUCCACAGGUGACUUUCCAGAUUACAGUUACAUAGAUCUGAAGUUCAGUAGUGCCAGGUAGGAAUCUUUUCCUUCCUCAUUUGCUUUUUUAAGCAUGUUCUUCACAAGACAUACUCCAUAUUCUGCCAGUCCAGUCAUUGCCUGGAAGGUAUCUGAGACUGGACAUCGCAUAAAGAAAAUCAUAAAGUUGAGCAAAUCUUUGAAAUUUCCUAUUCUUGAGCUAUGGUCAAUUUCCAGGAAUUAUAGUUCUUGGAAGUCCAUGGUGUGCAAAUAUAAAUGUAACAUGUUUGA